AUGAAAUAUGCUCAAGUAUGCGUAGAGGUGGAUCUCACGAAGCCAUUAUUGUCGAGAUAUAAGUUGGAGCGUGUGGAGUACUUCAUCGCAUAUGAAGGGUUGUUCAAUGUGUGUGUUUGA
Messenger RNA from Linum tenue, 120 nucleotides. The record is from the annotation of a GenBank genome assembly. Lineage: Eukaryota; Viridiplantae; Streptophyta; Magnoliopsida; Malpighiales; Linaceae.